Messenger RNA from Aspergillus homomorphus CBS 101889, 4006 nucleotides. RefSeq lists its product as uncharacterized. The transcript has 2 exons. NCBI's taxonomy places the organism in Eukaryota, Fungi, Ascomycota, Eurotiomycetes, Eurotiales, Aspergillaceae. The record is from RefSeq and is a predicted model, not a curated record. The coding region runs from base 462 to 3632 and encodes 1056 amino acids.
ACGAAGAACAGAUCAUAGAGACAGAGACAGAGAACGCACGCCCAGGGAUAUACAAGCAGUGUUCACCCAAUCACCGUCACCUGCUCUUCCUAUCUCUUCCAAAUGUGAUAUCAAGAUGGCGGGGAGUCUUCAAGGCCACAAACGAGAAGCAGGCGAGGAGGCCUCGAGCUUCCUGGCCUCGCUUGACCAUGCACUGGAAAGUCGAGCAGUGAGUUGGUUACAGGCAGUGGAGUCUCUGACCGGAAAUCAAAACACCGAAUCUCCAGGUCACGGGGACAGCGAGUCCACCGAAGGGACGAACAUUCACAAUAACAGUACCCAGCAAAGUGAGCACAACACCGGAGAUUGUGACGGGAACAACACUGCCGGUGACAGCCGAUCCUUGGGCUCUGAAAAGGACUGUGUUGGUAAGAACUUCCUCUCCCCAUCCUUCAUCCCACAUCCACCCUUGACCUUCCCUGAUGGUUAGCGAGAUGGGCCGUCUUCACCCAGCAAUUCUAUUAGCCCCUGGGGAGCCAGCUGCAGACGAUUCAGAAGAUGAUGUCUCAGUUGACCAGGUAACUCGCACUGAGGCAAUCAGUUUGAUCCGCGAGAGAACCGCUACUCGUUCAUCUCACACCCCAAGCCCAGCAUUGACGCAGUCCCCUUCUACACCCGAACCUGCAUCCUCUACUAAUCCUCCUUGUGUUGUUGAAGCUGUGGACGUUACUACUCCAGCCGAGCUGAGCCCUUCGCCAGCGACAAAAGAUCAAUCAUCGAAGCAGCCACAGAGCUCAUCUGUCCAUUCGUCACCCGGAGGAGAUCAAGCUUCUGAGAAGCUUUCGUGCGCGCCUGUUCCUUCAUCAAACCCAGAAGACCAAUCCCCUGCACAGCCACAAAGCUCACCUACCCCAUCGUCAUCUGAAAACAGAAGUGCUGGGAAUAAGUCUUCUGAGAAGCUCUCGAGCGUGCCUGUUGCUUCACUGAACCCAAAAGACCAAUCCCCUGAGCAGCCUAAGAGCUCACUUAUCCCAACUUCAACUGAAAGCAAACCUGCUGAAGCUCAGCCUUCCGAGCAGCACUCGAGCGUGCCUAUUCUUUUAUCACACCCAGAAGAUCAAUCCUCUCAGCAGGCACAGGGCCCAACUCUCCCAACACCAGCCGAAGAUAAACCUGCUGAGGAUAAACCUUCUGCACGACCUUCGACCUCACCUCAUCCCCUUUCGCCUCCAAAAUGCCAAUCCCCUGAGCAGCCAGAAAGCCUAGCUGCCACUUCACCAGCCAAAGACAAGCCUGCUGAGAAUCAUUUGGCACAGUCAUCAAGCCAGUCUGAACCUCCUUCGACGCCCAAGAACCAGUCCUCUGAGCAGCCACAGAUCUCACCUAUCCCAGCACCAGUCGAAGGCAAGCCAGCCGAAGACAAGCCAGCUGAGGAUCAAGCUUCUGCACAACCUUCAAGCCCACCCCAACCUCCAUCCACCGCGGAAGACCAAUCCCCCAGUGAGCCAGAGAAGCCAGCGGCCCCAAAGAUGAAUCCCGCGCAGGCGUCCAAGAAGAGCAAGAAGAAGAAGAAGGGCAAGAAGAAGAACCAAAGAAAGAGGGCGAGCGCAGCGGCAGCGGAGGCAAAAGCCACCACUGAAUCCGCGAAUCUCUCCACCAGCGGACAGAGUAAGACCCCAGACACCAAACCAGCGCCGGCCAAAUCUGAGACAACUCAUGUAUCGACAAAGAAAGGAGGUGAGAGCUCGAGUAGCAGCAGUGGACACGAGGGGAAAGCCUUGCCUUCGGCAUCGUCGUCGACGACAACUGCCAAAGUGUCUACCGCAAGCAACAGUAACAACAGCAAGCCAGACAGUAAGGUCGCUGGUGCCAAGAGCGCUGCUGAUGCUGAAGCCGCGGAUAGACAGGCGAAGCUCCUGGCGAUCCAGGCGGCCAUCGAUAGACUGAAUACCCAGGAUAUAUCCCAUUUUGAUCCAUUCAGAGGUCGGGGUCCAUUCGGUACGUCUCAGCCUUCUUCCAACAGUUCCCUCUCGUAUGCGAGAGCCUUGGCAGGGGGUACAGUGAAGGUCAGCGAACUUAGCGGGAUACCUUCUGGUGCGAGCGAGUCUGCAAAAGCAGAGGCUGCAACUGAGAAAGGCCCAACCCAGACAUCCGACGAGAAGCCAAGCGGUUGUCCACCGAGCCACGCCGAGCCAAGCACGCCCCAAAGCGCCAUAUCAAGCAGAUCCAAACUCUCGCCCAUCCAGGAGGCCACCGCCGAAGCGCACCAGCCGGACACCAAGCCCGCCACCGACGCGGAAGGGGAUGCGCACAAUCUGACCCCGAAGUCGACCAGCACGACAUCCACGGCGUGGACGAUCAGCCAGACACCGCAGACAGCCGUGACCUCGGAGCCAUCGACCACGAAGACGACGGACACGCGCCCGAAGCACAGCAGCGGAAGCACCACCGGCGCCAGACUACCACCAUCAUCGUCGUCCUCCCAUGCCCAGGUAACCAGCAGCCACGCGCACCCGUCGCCGCCCCCAAGCACCAGCAGCAGCAGCAGUGUCACCACCACCACUACAAGCCGUGCACAGCCCGCCGCAUCAACCUCCACAACCCCCUCGCAAUACCAGCAACAGAUCUCCAACGCGCGCGGCGGGAGGCUCUCGACACAGAAACCGGGGGGCUUCUUCUGGCAGCUAGACAGCCACGGGUUCCCGUGCGCGAAGCGCGGCUGCUCGAAGCGCUGCAACUCGUGGGACGGCGUGACGGUCAUCUGCCCCGGGUGCGGACCCUUCUCGGAGAUCCGGUACUGUCGGCGCGAGCACCUGCUGCAGGACAUCAAGGCACACUGGCCCACAUGCGGCGAGCAUGUCUUCGUGCACCCGUGCCGUGAGAGCACGAUCCCGCGCGACGUGCGUGAAGGCCCGCCUAUGAUCCCGUGUCUGCACAAUUACGAUAUGCCCGAGCGUCACCGUCAGGCCGUCCACCUCGCCAUGAAUGCGCGCCAGGGCGAUUACUUCAUCUUCUCCGACUGGGCGGACUACGUGCGCGCCGGGUUUCCCGAGAAUAUGACUGCCAUACGCUGCUCGAACCGGAUCGUGUAUACCGUGCGUUUUGAUGAUGCUGAGGAGAAGGAUCGCUUUCGCCGCGUGUUGGCUAUUUGUUUGUUUGCAACCUUGGAGGUUCACGGUCUAGUGGACUACAUGUACCGUCUUAUCCGUGACAAGCUCCGUGCGGCGAACACGUCCAACUUGAAGCAGCUCGAGGCCGCCCUCCGGUACCAGGUCCAUGCGGAGACGAGCGUGACCAUCCAGCAGCACAUCACCGGCGAGCGUCACGCGUGUGAGACCGAUUGGGACGGCCGCAACCGCCGCAACUGCCCCGAUGCCGUGUGUCGCGCCGAGUACCGUCGUCUGCUGGGUUCGUUGGGCGGAGGCGGUCUAAAGGAGACGGUGAGAAAUCUGGAGUCGACUUACUGGAUCCUGCGCGCGGCCCGCACGACUCAUCCGACGGUUCACGAUCCGCAGAAGCGCAUGCUCGGCGAGGGAUUUGAGGGGGUGGCGGACGAGGACAAGAGGGUGUAUCGGCGGGGUGAUGGAUGGGAUGGCGCCGGCACCGGUUUCAUGGAGAUCGAAGGAAUCAAUGAAGGCCCUGAAGAAGCAUGAUUUAACUUCUCAAGAGAGCUUUGCUCGAAUCACAAGAUCCAGAUCUCUUUGUUUUCGACACUUUGAUAUGUGCAUUUGUUGCUGGGUUGUUAGCCUUUUCCUUUUCUAUGUUUGCGGAGUGUGGUCGUAUGGUUUGGGUGGGAAUUGGGAAAAGGUCUGAGCGAGAGCGUUCUUUUUCUCAAUCAGUUCUCCAGCUAAUUGGAGGCAAGAUCAUGUAACAACAAAGAUAGCAAAUUGUAAAUCUAAUCAAUUUUCCCCAGCCCAGUCUCCGAGAUGUGAAGUCUAUAUAAUCGUAAAAUCGUUGUUGAAACCAUUCAAUUAUCAGCUAGAUCAUGUACAACCACAUGAUCGAAGAUCUAGCCACCUCAAUUACU